AUAAAGCCGUGAAUUCUAAUCAUAAAAGAAGCGCAAAUUGAAUACAAAUCUACCUAACAAAUAACUGUGUCUGUUAGUUUAGUUAAAUCUACAUUCCUCAUACACAUUCCAGCCAACUACUUACACUUGUAUUUUCUUAUUACCAUUACCAUUAAGUUAUCUAUCAUGUGUAAGACUAAACUGAAUCUGAUUGCUGCUGCGUGUGAGAAUAUGGGCAUUGGAUCCAAUGGGGCCUUGCCGUGGCGGUUAAAAAAAGAAAUGGCAUACUUCUCUACAAUGACAAUAAAAGUGAAGGAUCCGUCUAAGGUCAAUGCGGUGAUCAUGGGACGGAGAACUUGGGAGUGUAUCCCACCAAAGUACAAACCACUGUCCGAGAGAGUUAACAUUGUGCUUACGCAUAAUGUUGAUGUUUUGAAGGAAAAGGUCCCAGAAGGUGUGAUAGUAGUGGCGAGCAUAGACGAGGCCAUCUCAUACAUUGAGGGGAGGGAAGACAUUGAAAGCACAUGGGUCAUUGGAGGCUCUUCAAUAUACCAGGCCGCCAUGGAACACCCCAACUGUGGCAAGAUCUACCUGACGGAGAUACAGAGGAGCUUCGAGUGCGACACCUUCUUCCCCAAGAUACCGCAGGAGGUGUUCAAACAGUUGGGUAUGGAUCCAAACUUGGUGAAGGAAGACGAAAUACCUGAAGAGAAGCAGACAGAAGGAGACAUCAGCUACUACUUCAGAGUCUACAAGAUGUUAUAAAACGGCAUCUAUCUCGAAACACCAAACGUAAUGCUACCACCCCACUUGGCUAUUCGUAUUUGCCAAAACUGCUAUGUGUGGUAAGUAAAUACGCCAAAAUUAUUGCCGAAUUUGCCUCCAUUUUUGGUAUUUGGCAAAUACAGCUAACAUCCAAU
This is a messenger RNA of Plutella xylostella (diamondback moth), 899 nucleotides long. It is a transcript of the gene Dhfr, whose product is annotated as dihydrofolate reductase. Lineage: Eukaryota; Metazoa; Arthropoda; Insecta; Lepidoptera; Plutellidae. Gene Ontology annotation, cellular component: mitochondrion. The record is from RefSeq and is a predicted model, not a curated record. Gene Ontology annotation, molecular function: NADP binding; dihydrofolate reductase activity. Gene Ontology annotation, biological process: tetrahydrofolate biosynthetic process; dihydrofolate metabolic process; folic acid metabolic process.